AUGACGCAAUCCGGCGAAAAAUCCGAAUCCGGAGGAAAUGCCUUUACCAACUUUGUGGGCGAUAUGAGGGAGAAGCUUCAUGACUCAAAGCUUCACGAUGUCAAGGUGGCCCUCCACCAUAAAAGAGCUCAAAUUGGAAAAAUUGGCAACAUCUUCAACUCAAACCACCGCCAUGACGAAUCCCAUGAGCAGGCUUGCGACGAAAAACGAACCGCCGCUUGCAAAUCCCACCGCUUCGAAUCAUACUUUCCCGAGCGAGAUGGAAACCUCAUCAAGUGGUAUGUCGAUGGCCGUGACUACUUCUGGGCCGUCUCGGUCGCCCUCGAACAGGCUACAGAGUCCAUCUACAUCGCCGAUUGGUGGCUGUCGCCAGAGCUCUUCCUGCGCCGACCCCCGCACUACAAGCAAGAAUACCGCUUGGACCAAAUUCUGAAGCGCAAGGCCGAAGCUGGCGUCAAGAUUUUCGUCAUGGUCUACAAGGAAGUGGAGGCCGCCCUGACUUGCAAUUCCAUCCAUACCAAGCACGCCCUCCAAGCGCUGUGUCCUGAGGGUAGCCCUGGCCACGGAAACAUUCGCGUUCUGCGCCAUCCCGACCACAACCCAUUCGAAAACGUGGCCGAUACUACCAUGUACUGGGCUCACCACGAGAAGUUCAUAGUCAUUGACUACGCAAUCGCCUUCAUCGGCGGUCUCGAUCUCUGCUUCGGACGCUGGGACGCCCGACACCACCCGCUCGCCGAUGUCCACCCAGAAGGUGUCACUGAAGAAAUCUGGCCAGGACAAGACUUUAAUAACAAUAGAGUCAAGGACUUCCAGAAUGUUCAGGACUGGCAGCAAAAUGAGCUGAGCAAGGCAGAGUACGGUCGCAUGCCGUGGCAUGACGUCGCCAUGAGCGUCAUUGGGCCUUGCGUAUACGACAUUGCCGAGCAUUUUGUUCUGCGGUGGAACUUCACCAAGCGUGACAAGUACAAGCGCGAUGAGCGCUAUGACUGGAUUGUCCUGGAAGGUCGCGAAGGCGAGGAUGAAGACCUCGUCGGCGUGCAACGUCCUAAGCAUCCCUGCGGCGACUACCCCAAGCACCCUCUGACGCCUCUGGCGACCAAAAAUAUCGACAACAGAGGAACUGUUCACGCCCAGAUUGUUCGUUCCAGCGCCGACUGGUCAAGCGGCAUUCUUACAGAACACUCCAUUCAGAAUGCGUACAGCGAGAUCAUUCGCAAGGCUGAGCAUUAUGUAUACUUGGAGAACCAGUUCUUCAUCACCGCCACUGGUGAGCAUCAGAGUCCAAUUCACAACACAAUUGGCCGAGCAAUGGUUGAUGCGGUACUCAGAGCCGCCAAAGAGGAGCGCAAGUUCCGCAUCAUUAUCUUGAUCCCAGCUAUUCCUGGAUUUGCCGGUGAUCUUCGCGACAAUGCUGCGUCUGGAACCCGAGCCAUCAUGGACUACCAAUACAAGUCAAUCUGCCGCGGAGAGCACUCUAUUUUCGAGCAGAUCAAGGCGCAAGGAGUGGAUUCCAAACAGUACAUCUUCUUCUUCAACCUGAGAUCUUAUGAUCGCCUCAACAGGAGCAAGGCGCUUAUAGAAGCCGAAGAGAAAUCUGGCGUCAAAUACGAGGAUGUGCAGCGAGCAGAGGCCGAAGAAAUCAUGAAGGAGGGUAUCCACGGCACCAAUGAUGCUGCCCACAAUGAAAGAGACGAACACAUGGGCACUCUUGAACAACAAAAGUACAAGGAAAAAGCAGCCGUUGUCGAGAAUGCCAUGGAGGCAAAGCGCAGAUUCGAAGCAGCCAUGCCAGCAGAAAAGGACACAAAGCUGCCGUCGCUGGCACAUCAUGCCAUGGCUGGCCAGGGUCCCCUCACCGAGGAGCCUUGGGACGAGGACGAUGACGCGGAGCUGGAAAUUCGAAACUGGAUCCAGGAAGAAUUGUAUAUCCACUCGAAACUCCUCAUUGCUGAUGAUCGUAUUGUGAUUUGCGGCUCAAGUAACCUCAACGACCGCAGCCAGCUCGGGUACCACGACAGUGAGCUCAGCAUUGUCAUGGAGGACACGCGCAGAAUUUCGAGUACCAUGGAUGGCAAGACAUUCGAGGCUGGCUACCACGCCGCCACGCUGCGACGUUUCCUGUGGCGCGAGCACUUGGGUUUGCUGCCUCCGCAAAACUUUGAUGCAGGCGACGACAUCAACGCACAGCCGCCGAGCGUCAACCCGGAAAACGACAUAUACGACCGGGACGAGAGCUACAAGUUUGUUGAAGAUCCACUAGGCGAUGAGCUCUGGGACCUAUGGACCAGCCGGGCAGACCGAAACACAGAGAUAUUUCGUCAUUUGUUUCAUUGCGAUCCAGAUGAUCACAUCAAGACGUUUGAGGACUAUGAUCGCUACCUGCCGCCGCGGGGCGUCAAGGCCGGGCACAUCUUUGAUCAGUUUAUGCCGGCAGCGGACGCGAGGGCGAAACUGGACGAGAUCAAAGGCCACCUGGUGUGGAUGCCGAUGGACUUUUUACUGGAUGCCGAAAUGGCCGAGAGGGGACUCCAAGUCAAUUCGUGGACGGAGAUACGAAUCGUCUUCUGA
Cordyceps militaris CM01 is the source of this 2571-nucleotide messenger RNA. Its product is annotated as phospholipase PldA, putative. Gene Ontology annotation, molecular function: D-type glycerophospholipase activity. The record is from RefSeq and is a predicted model, not a curated record. Gene Ontology annotation, biological process: cell motility; intracellular signal transduction; phosphatidic acid biosynthetic process. Bases 1 to 2571 code for a protein of 856 amino acids. The transcript has 5 exons. Lineage: Eukaryota; Fungi; Ascomycota; Sordariomycetes; Hypocreales; Cordycipitaceae.